Molecule: messenger RNA, 10755 nt
Organism: Chlamydomonas reinhardtii
Lineage: Eukaryota; Viridiplantae; Chlorophyta; Chlorophyceae; Chlamydomonadales; Chlamydomonadaceae
Exons: 19
Coding region: 206-10690 (3494 amino acids)
Biological process (GO): regulation of transcription by RNA polymerase II; intracellular signal transduction; cyclic nucleotide biosynthetic process
Cellular component (GO): nucleus; aryl hydrocarbon receptor complex
Molecular function (GO): transcription cis-regulatory region binding; nuclear receptor activity
Source: RefSeq, a predicted model, not a curated record
AUAAUUGAGACGAAUACUUUAUUUAGUAUGUGAACAGAAACCCCUCAAAUUAUGAAAAUGGAAAGUCGACGACAAACAACAGGUUACACCACGCCGUCCAGGGCACGCUUGGUGAUAUGUAGCUUAUAUACUGUGUGGUUUGUAUACCUCGUGCACCCGAGCGCGGGGCUUGCCUGUGCGCAACAAAUUGCCGCAUAGCGAUGCUAUGUCAAGGCUGCGAUUGCUGUUAUUGGCGGCUGCCUGGUAUCUUUACGCUAAAGCAGUGCAAGGAGCAGGCCUGGACGGAAAUGCUGCCCGAGCCAGUCUUCUGCGCCUCUGGCUUGAAACGGGUGCAUGGCAGUCGCAGCCGCAGCCAUGGGCAACAACGAGCGAUGUUUGCCAGUGGUCAGGCGUGGUGUGCUGCAGCGCGGCCUUGACCUGCGCCGUGAAUUACAACCCUGCACACAACUCCACCCAGGUAGCCACAUUCCCCUGCUCUAGACAGAGGGAUGUGUGUGCUCUGCAACUGCAAGGCUACAAUUUGACCGGGACGCUGCCGGGAUCGGCGCUUGUGGGACUGGGGCUGACUGCGCUAAUCCUGGAAAACAACCCAGGUCUUGCUGGGUACCUCCCAGUGGAGCUGCUGCAACAGCCCAACAUAUCGCUGGUGGAUAUCCGGGACACGCGGAUCUCGUGCCGCCUGAUACAGUCAACGCAAUCUGGGCCGGUGGCUGCGGCGCCCGUGCCGUGCAGCCUGCCAGCUGGCUACGCCUGGGGCCCCAUGGUGCCGGCGGGUAACGCCACCACUACCGCCGGCAUUGCCUACCCGGGCCUGCUGCCUGUCGGCGCCGGAGCUAGCUGCCCGGCGUACGCGUACCGUACCAGCAGCAGCCAGGCCAGCGCCGCAGCAGCACCGCUGCAGUUGGCAGGUGACGCCCUGCCGGCCGGGGCCUCAGUGCUGCUGGCCUCCCCGGGGUACUUUGAGUUCCAGGCAUGCAGCUGCCGGCAGCUGCCCGGCGGCGUGCCGGCCGCGGAGCACGCGCCCGUGCUGGGCUGGGGGACCACCGCCGGCAGCGGCGGGAGCAGCAGCGUUGAGGCGACAUGCUUGGCCGUGGGCGAGGACAUGGACGUGCCCGCGAGCAGCCAGGGUGGCGGCAUUGACCCGGCCGUCUUCGGCGGGGUGGUGGCAGGCGUGGCGGUGGGCUCCUUGCUCCUGGCCGUGCUAGCGACGUUGGUGUGCGUGGCGCUUAUCAUGCGGCGCCGCUACGCACGCCAGCGUGGCGGCUCGCGCCGCCAGCGGCAGUCCUACGACGGGCGCGCGGCGUCGGCGCCGCGCGAGACGUCGUUCUGGGCGCGGCUCAUGCGCAGCGGCUCCUCGCGCUCGUCUGCGUCCUGCAACGGCAGCGUGCACAGCUCCGGCGGCAGCAGCAGCGGGGGCGGGCACGCCGGGCCCAUGCCGCACCGGAGGAGGAACGGUGCGGGGGCGCAGGGGGAGCAGUCGGGCUCCGCGAGGAGCACGACGGCGGAGCGGCUGACCAGCAGCCGUCUGAAGGAUGGCCUGUCCGGCAAAGUCAUCACCCACGCACCGGGCGCAGGCGGCGGUGCGGCGGUGACCCUGGUUGCGACCGACGUUGAGGGCAGCACGGAGCUGUGGGAGUGGCAGCCGGACGUGAUGAACCACGCGCUGGCCCUGCACGACCGGCUGAUGCGGCUGACGCUCGCGGCGUGCUGCGGAUACGAGGUGACGACGGAGGGCGACGCGUUUUUGGUCGCGUUCCACGAGCCGGUGGACGCGGUGCGCUGGGCGCUGCUGUUGCAGUCGGCGUUGCUGAAGCUGGACUGGCCGCCGCUGCUGCUGGAGCACCCGCUCUGUCGCCCGCGGCCGCUGGUGCCGGCGGCCGUGCCGGGCAAGGACGCGGCCGGCAAGGACGCGCCGCUGCUGGUGCUGUUCAAGGGCCUCGCGGUACGCAUGGGCAUUGCCACGGGCGUGCCGUCGGCGGUGCGCGAGCACCCGGUCACGGGCCGCAUGCAGUACACGGGCGCGGUGCUGCGGCUGGCGACGGGCAUUGCGGAGCUGGGCUGCGGCGGGCAGAUGCUGCUGGAGCCCAUGACCUUCAAGGGCAUCCACAACAAGUUCGAGGAGCUGGACGUGGUGGACAGCGAGGUGCAGGCCAUUGCAGACGUUGUCCGGCACGACAUCACGGUGCUUGGCCAGCCACGGGAGGUGGACCGGCCCUCGCCCUACAGCACGCUGCAAACCGGCAUCACGCGCGACUUCAACACGGCGCACGCGCUGGGGCUGGCGCUGCCGCCGCUGCCGGAGCACUCCGCGGCGCCGCACAGCCGGCAGUCGAUGUCGCAGCACUCGCAGCAGCAGUCCUGGCUGCUGCAGAAGCACCCUGCUGGGCCGGGUGGGCCCGGCCCCGCGAACGGCUCUGCGUCCACCGCGGGGCAGCCGCCGCAGUCGGGGUUGUCGCAGGGGCAGCCCGGGCAGGGGGCGCCCCUGUCGGGCAUGGCCGGCGCCGCCAUGGCGGGCGCCCCGCUGCCGGACUGCGGCAGCGUGGGCAGCCUCGUCUCGCCGCUGCUACUGGAGGCGGCGGCGGCGGCGGCGCAGCAGCAGCAACACACGGGCGGUGUGCCCAGUGGCGCCGCCAUGCGGCGGGUGCUGCCGUACGCGCCGCCGCCGUCCGCGCUGCUGCCGGCGGCGUCGUCCGGCACCGGCGUGACGGGUGUGCUGAGCACAGAGGCGACAUCGCCGCUGAGCCAGAGCUACGAGCCGCCGCUGGGCGCGGGCACCACCAUCGUGCCCAUGUCAUCCGUGUCGCUGCCGCAGGUGCUGCUGCCGAACGGCAUGAGCAUGCCGCUGCAGCUGCCGCCGGGCACGCAGCUGACGCAGCAGCCGCCGUCGCCGGUGCCUUACGGCGGGCCAGCCCAGCACGGGCAGCUCGGGCUGAUGUGUGGGCUGCCGCAGCCGUACGGCAUGGCGGCUGGGCAGCAGCAGACGGCCGGCAGCGGGCCGCCGCUGGCUGGCCCCGUGACCGUGUCGGUGCUGCCAGCGCCGCCCACACACGGCGGCGCGCACACGGCCAGCACGCGGCUGCAGCGGCUGGCGGACUCCAUGGUUGCCACCACGGACCCGCUGGCGGGGCCCUCCUACUCGCAGCGCCUGUCGCUGAUGCAGCACCCGCCGCCGUGGCAGUUUGCAGCGCCCUCCUCCUCUGCUUCGAACAUGCAGCCGCAGCCGCAGCCGCCGCACCUGCACUCGCCGGAGCCUAGCGGCCACCGCCUUGACCGGGCGCCGUCGCAUCAUCAUUCCGUGUCCCAACCAGGCGGCCCAGUACCAGCAAGGCCGAUCGCCCCAGCGGCCACGGCUGCAGCAGCAGCAGCCGCAGCAGCUGCUGUUGGCGCGGCGGGCUCGGCCUACGCCUCCACCUCACACGCACAGCCGCUUACCACGCCGUGGGGCGCAAGCAGCCCGAACGCGGCGGCGGCUGGCGCCCUCGCCAGCGGCACGCACGGGCACCUGCUGAUGACGCCGCUCGUGGUCCCCCUGCACCGCCCGGUGGCGCUGGCGGCGGCGCGCGGCUCCACGGCGGCAUUGGCGAACAGCAGCGACAUGCACGCCAUUGAGUGGAACGCGCAGCUCGCCAACAUGAACAUGCUGCUGACGUCGCGCGGCAGCUUCGGCGGCCACAUCCUGACCAUGAACGCGAGCCAGCAGGGCUCGCGCGGUGGCGCCUUGGGGGCGCAGGUGGCCGUGAACGAGAGGCCGCCGCACCUGAUUCUGGCAGGCGGAGGUGGAGGUGGAGGCGGAGGCGGAAGCGGAGGCGGAGGCGGAGGCGGAGGCGGAGGCGGAGGCGGAGGCGGAGGCGGAGGCGGCUGCACGCUGGGCGUCGUGAGCCCGGUCGGCGGCGGCGGCGGCAGCGGCAUGCAGCCGUCGGGUGCGAUCCAGCCCCCCGCCAGUCCAAGGGGGCCGCCGCGGCCGUCGCUUCCGCCCCUGUACCCCGCCGGCCCAGCUGCCGGCUCCCGGCAGUCCUCGCUGCAGCGCCAGGGCGCGGAACAGGCCGCGACACAGUCGCUACUCGAGUCACUGCAGCUGCCGCCGCCGCCUAUGCAUGCGUUUCAGACGCAGGCGCAACGACAUGCCCAGCAGGUGCUGGAGCAUGGGCUUGGACAGGCACGGAGUGCUGAGGAGCACCAGCCGCUGCCACGACCGUCCGGCACGGUGCCGAAAGAGGCUGAUGAGCUGGAAGGAAGUACAGCAGAUCGGGGCGCGGUUCACGGUGGCAUGCUGCGCGCGGGGCCAGGCCCGGUUGCGGAAGCACGCGAGGACAGCGGCGGCGAGGAGGGGGAGGAGGAGGGGGAGGCGGAGACGCAGGAGCUGCGGGCUCAGUUGCAGGGAAGGCCCAUCAUGCCUCGGGGGGACCCAGCGGCGGUGGCGUCCGCCAUGGCUGCGGCUUACGGCAUCAUAGCUCUUGGCGAAGUCAGUCAGCAGCCGCAGUUGCAGCCGCAGCCGCAGCCGCAGGCCCAGCACCAGCACACAUCGCAGGCGCGCAGCGACGGCUCCGCCUCCCUAUCUUCAACGCAGGCGAGCGGCGGCGGCCGGGCUCAGCGCCCGCCCUCACACGCUGCCAGCCAGCCACGGGCGCACGCCUCAAGCACUGCCGCCUCCGUCGCCUUGAUAAGCUCCGCGGCUUCCUCGCUCUCGGGCGCCGCGGCCGGCACCAGCACGCAGCUGCCCCCACCAGCCGUGGUCCCCAUCCUGGGGGUGCAGCAGCCGCGCGGCGCCCCUUCCAGCGGCCCGCUGGACGGUCACGGGCUCGGGUCCGGCAGUGGCAACGCCGCUGCCGCCGCCGUUCUCGCCGCUAGCGGCAACGCCACCUCCUAUGCCGCGCUCAUUGCGGAUUACCAGGCCACCGGCUCGUCCACCGCCUUCACGGGGGUGGCCGCGGCCGCGGCAGACGCUGGCGGCGGCGGUGGCGGCGCCUCUGCCGCCCAGCACGUGCAGCAGGGCAUCGACGACAGCGGCGCGAAUGUGCGGACCUCCCAUGCACUGAUGGUGACCGGCAGCAUGUCGUCGUCGUCGUACAUGUACGGCACCGGAACGGGGACCGGAACCGGAACCAGCACCAGCGGCCGCGGUGGCACGGCUCGCAGCAGCAGCCGCGCAGGUGGCGGGAUGGGUGGCAUGGGCGGCGGCCUGGCGGCGGGCGAGCGGGAGGAGAUGGACCUGUACAACAUGCUAUUGGAGGUGCCGGCCUGGGGCCUGAGGAACGCCAGCGGUGGCACCGGCAGCAGCAACCCCGGCGGAGCCAUUGCGGGCGGCAUCCUGGCUGGCGGCGGCUCGCUGCUGGCUGGCGCCCGCAGCGGCAGCGGCAUGAGCGGCCUGAGCUCCGGCGGCGAGCUACACCUGGCCGGGCAGCUGAUACGCCACCUGGGUCACCAGUUGGGUGGCGGCGGCGCCCAUGCCGACGGCGGCGGUGGCAACGGGGCCGCGGCGGCGGGUGCAGCAGGCGGCGGCGGCGCUAGCGCCUGGGCGCAGCUGCCGCGCCAUGUGUCAGGCAGCCUCACGAGUUCGCCGCUGGGUUCACAGCACGCGGAGGACUCGGCGCUGUCGGGCCACGCCGCGAUCAUUGCCGCCGCCGCGCAUGUGCACGCCUGCAGCGUUGGCCAGUUCGGCUCCUGGAUCCUGCCGCCCGCAGCGGACGGCGGGCUGGACAGCCGCGAGCGGCGCUUGACGUCACGGCCCGCCGCCAGCGGAAGCGGCAGCGGUGGCAGCGCCGCCGGCAUGCCGGCGGCCGGCGGCCGGCGGCUGCAGUCUCCGGAGCAGAACGACAGCUUUGUUCUAGGAGAUGCCUCGGCGCUGACCUCGGGCGCGGGCGCGGGCGCGGGCGUGGGCGUAGGUGGCAUCUCGCUGAUCAAUGGCGUCCCCAGCACCAGCAGCAUGGCCAUGGGCGGCUUGGGCGGCGGCACCGGCGGCGGCGUCGCCAGCGCGCGGCUUGAGCAGCAGGCGCUGGCAAUUGCCGCCGGCUUCAUGCCGGGUGACCUUCCAGCAGGUGGCGGCGUGGGCCUGCGCGCAGUCAUGCAGCCCGGCGGCACCAUGGCCUACACUGGUGGCGGCGGCGGCGGCGGUGGCGGCGGCGGCAGCGGCGGUGGCGGCGGCGGCGGCGGCGACGGUGGCGGCGGCGGCAGCAGUGCAGGCGCUACCACAGACGGCUCGGUCCACGCCAUGGCGGGCGCGGAGGAGGCGCAGCCCAUGCAGCAGGGGCUGGAGGUGAUGCUGCAGUCGGGGGAGGCCUGGCAGCCGGCGGCGCCGCGGGGCGGGGCUGCGGCGGGCUCUGCCACCGGCUCCAGCAGGGGCGACAUUGCGGUGGUGGAUGCGCACACCGCAGCGCAAGACCAGCAGCACCCGCAGCAGCAUCAGCCGCUGCAACCACCUCUGCCGACGCCGGCGGAGAAGGAAGAUGAGCAGCAGCAGCAGCAGCAGCAGCAGCACAUCGCCCAGGUCAUUUCCGUGCUGGCACGCAAGCGGGGCGCGGACAUGCACGCUGGGCUGGAGGCGUCGUCGCCUCGAGCGGGGAGCCCCCCCGCGAGGACGGGCGGCGCCUCACCUACAAGCGGCCGUGACAGCGUGAGCCCACGCGCUGUCCGCUCCUCCUCCUCCUGGAGCGCAGCCUCCUCGCGCACGCACGCCGGGCACGGCGGCGGCGGCGGCGGCUCCGGCGCUGACGAGGCUCAGCCGGGCGUGCUUGGGAGCGACAGUGCCGCAUUGGGGCGAACGGACUUCUCCUUUGCCUUCGCGGGCCCCGGGGCGCUGUGGUCGCGCGUCGAGCAGGCCGGCGGCGAGGGCGUCCAGGUCGCGUCUCUGGAGCUGUCAACGGGCCAACUGCCGCUGGCAGGCGCGGAGGGCGCGGAGGGCGCGGGCUAUGGUGCACUGACUCGGUCGCAGCCGCAGCCGACGGUGAGGGCGGUGUGGGGGCGCGGCAUGGUGAAUGCCUUUGUGGUUGGAGCUCCAGCGGUCGCAGCAACAGCCGCAGCCGCGCCUGCCGAUGGCGUCGUGGACCUUGCGGCAGUGCUGUACGGCGGAGGUGGAGGCGGAGGUGGAGGUGGAGGUGGAGGCGGCGGCGGAGGCGGCGGGGCCGCCAGCGGCCGCGAGGCGUUGGUCCGGCGGCAGCACUCGGAGCGGCACCGCCUGGCCAGCACCUCCACCGCGCGUGCAAGCCUCGCCCAGCUGACCGGGCCGGAGGGCAGCAGCGGCGUGGGGCUAGACAGCAGCCGCGGCGGUGCCGGCCGGAACAGCAGCGUGGAGGAGGACGAGGCACUGGGAGUGUCGUCUGUGCCGCUUGCCGCCAAGGGAGCGCAGGGCAGUCUUCGCACGCAGUCCGCCAAGGUGCUCGGCAGCAUUUGGAAGCCACGCAAGCUGCGCUCCGAGGAGCCACCUUUGACACAGCAUCAGCAGCAACAGCAACACCAACAACAGGAUGGCGGAAUCCAGAUGGCUGCUGGCGUCUGGAUGACCAGCCGCCCACAGCUCCCGGCACAGCAGCCCGCCUCUGGGGUGCGGGGCCAGCCGGGCUCGCCGGCCGCGCAGCAGCAGCCGGCACAGCUCGCACGCCCCUCGGGCUCUGGUGGCGGCGGCGGCGGCUCCUUCCGCCGCCUUUCGCCCUCCCCUGGUAACUCCUCCCGCAUGCUGGGACAGCUGGCCAUGCUGGCGCCAUCCCCCACGGCGGGUGCGGGGCCGGGGCUCGGGACGAUGAUGCCGCCGCAAUGCCAGCAGCAGGCGGCGCACGAGAUUGGUGCGGGACGCAGCAGCCUCCGCGGCGGCGGCUCCAUCGCCACCCCCCGCACCACACAGAGCAGCAUGGCCGCCGGCAGCGCCCUGCUGCUGCUGAGCGAGGAGGGCCCGCCCGCGCCGCCCUGCAGCCUGCUGCCCUCCGGCGCCGGCGGUAUGCCGCCCACGGCUGCCUACCAGCAGAGCAUGAGCGGCGAGGAGCCCGUGCUGCUACCCGCGCCCUGGAUGCUGAACCCAGCCGCUGGUUACACGAUCGCCCCCGGCGCACCGGCGCCCGCCGUGUACGGGGCGGCGGCGGCAGGGGCGGCGGCAGGUGGAGGCGGGGGAGGCGGCGGAGGCGCCUCGCAGGCGCCCUCCAUGCCAGCAGGUUUGCGAGCCGACUCGCCAGGUCAGCUGUCGGCGGAUGUAAUGUUGCAAGCCUUGGGCGCGCCGCUCGCCAGCACCGGCACCAGCAGCCUGCCGCAGCAGUUCCUUGGCGGCGUCAACCCGCAGAUGCUCAUGCUGCACCACCAGCAGCUCUUCAUGCAACAGCAGCAACAGCAGCAACAGCAGCCCUUCAUGCCACAGCAGCAGCAGCAGCAACAGCAGCAACAACAGCAACAGCAGCAACAGCAGUUCAUGCAGUUUUACGGGAAUGCGGCGCCGGCCUCAACCGCCUCCAUGGGCUCGAACGCGCCACGGUCAUCGAGCACAGGCGGCGGCGGCGGCGGCGGCGUUCUGCCACCGGCAGCUGUGGGCGGCGGCGGCGCUGGUGCGAUGGCGGUGGCGAACCCAAAGGUGUUGGGGCUGAGAGAGAUGCUGGGGCGGGAGGCCGCCGCUGCCGGGGCUAACCGGGCGGCGAAGCACGCGCGCGACCUUGCAGAGGAUGAGGAGGAGGAGGAGGAAGAAGAGACGCCGCGGAUGAUGCGAGCCAACACCUUUACGGCGCAGGGCGCCGAGCGGGCGACCGCGCGCAGCAGUGCGCAUGGCGCCGGGUCCGCUGACGGCCGAGGGCCGCCUCAAAAGCAAGACUCCGGCAUUUUCGGCAAGCGCAGCAGCGCCGACACCCAUGUCAACAGCAGCGGCCUCGCCAUUGCGAGUACGCAGCCCCACGCCGGCAGCAACGCCAACUCGCGGCGAGCCUCCGCCUACUUUUCGGGCUCCGUGGCCGCGCGCUGCAGCAGCACGUAUGCGCGCUGGCCUUCUGACGCGCAGCACUCGGCGGCUCUGCUGGUGACGGAUGAGGGCGUGGGCGGCACGGGCGGCGGCGGCCGUGCCGGCAGCAUCGGCAGCGUCGUGCUGUUGUCAGCAGGCACGGCGCUGCUGUCCUCCGGUCGGUCGCAGCUGACCAAGCGCCCGCCUGUGCUCCAGGAGCUUGCGGACAGAGACGAGGACGAGGAGGAAGACGGGGCGGACAAUGUGGGAGGCAGGGCAAGCACUAGGCCUACCGGCGGGAGGAGAACGCCAGAGAUAGAGGUACAGGAUGACGAGACGCCGCGCCUGCGCGCGUCGCGACAGCACCCCAUGUCCGACGGCGUCGCUCUAUACGGGCCAGCGCGUGGCGGCGGGCGGCGCGCGGCGUCGGCUCGGCAGGAGCGUGCCGUGUCAGGUGCGGGGGCGGGCCCCGACGGCCACGGGGCCAUGCAGCUGCGGAGCCUGCUCGUCGGCAGCACGGCCGCCGCCACCGGCACCAACACGGCCACUGGCGGCAUCAGCAGCACGGCCACCGCCAGUGUGGUCGGCACGCUCACGGGCGACGCCAGCACCAGUAGCCACGCGUACCAUCCACAGCUGCGGGCAGCAGCCGGCGGCGCGGGCGGCGCAGGCGGUGGUGGCGGUGGUGGCGGCGGCUGGGGCGGGGCCACGGGCUCCCGCCCGCUGCAGCCGGUGGCGGGGAUCGAAGGGCUGGAGUCGCCGGCUGUGAUGAUGGGCGGCUGGCGCCGCUUCGGCCUGGCGCGCAAGUCGGUGCGGCUCUCUCUGGACCUUCGCACAGGCACCUCACUGACAAGCAGCGGCGGCCCGCCGCCGCCGCCUACCGGCGUCCUGACCGCGGUGCCUGAGGACGCGAUGCGCGCAGUGCACGCCAGUCGCAGCCACGGCGGCAGCCAGAGCCUGCAGGGCCAGGGCGCGGUGCCGCCGUCGCCGGUGCUGUCGUUGGCGCGGAUGGUGGGUCUGGGCGGGCUGCAUGCGGUGCGUGGCAGCCGCGACAGCCCGGAGCGCUCGACCGGCUCCGCCGCGUCCUGCCACAUGCAGCGGCUCAUUGCGCGGACCAAGAGCAAGAGCGCGCUGAUCAAGAGCCUGGCGUUCAAGCACGGCGGCAGCUCACACCGGGCCGCCACCCACCGGCCGGACUCGGGCACGCGCUCCCCAGAGGCGCGGCCGCGGAGCAGCCGCCACCACCCCCACGGCCCCAGCCAACACCAGCACCACCACCUCCACCACCACGACCCGCAGCACUCGCCGUCGCAGCGCGAGACGGGGGCGUCGCCAGCACACGGUGCCGCGAGCGUGGGCUCGGGGACCCCGCUCGACGGGGGCUCGGGCCACGGAGCCACUCUGGCGGACGGCGGCGGCGGCGCCGGCUACCACCCGCUGGUGGUGCUCGACAUGGGCAUACACUCGCUCUCAAUCCCGGCCCUGGAUGCUUUGUACGGCAACCUCUACGACGGCGUCCAAGUCAUUGCGAUCCUGCCCGCGCACCUCAAAUGCCGGGCCGCCUACUACCCGCCGCUCAAGUCCGUUGCCAAGCUGGCGCCUGGCUUCCUGGACGCGCCGGGCGCGACGCAGGCGCUGCUGCCGUGCGCGCCCGGCAAGUCGCCUUCCUUCCACUGUAACGACGGGAAACUCGCGUCUCGGCGCGUCUCAGCGCGUCCGAGCGCAGUUCAGCCAGCCUGCGCCAGCCAGCCGAUAUGUGCCGAUACUGCUACAACAAGCCUAUAAGCCUAGAUACAGUAAGCAAAGGCAUUGGCACAGGCGAGCAUCGGUGACACCGGUGCAAUCGGUCG